CCCAUCAGCUGGUGAGGGAAAUGGAAUCUUUGGAAGCUCAGGUGCAGCGGCAACACAUCUCCCCCCAGGCCGCUCACAUCCAGGGCUGCCGCUACCUCUGCUGCGACCCGCUGCUUCGCUCCUUCUCCGCCUCCCCGCCCUGCAAAGUCACCACCCUCUCCAAGGAUUCUCUAGCCGUGCUGAACCAGAUGAGGCAUGAGGCGGACAGGCAGCAGCAGAGGAGGGAGAUGGUCAGGUUUGGGGGGGAAAAGAUAAAGAGAAGAGGUGGAGUCAUCGGGGGUAUGGGAGGAGGAGGAAAGGGUGGGGAUGUGAGGAAGGGAGAGGGAGUAGUGGGUGCUGGUGCUGUUCCUUCUGCUGCUGCUGCCACUGCUUCAUCGCCCACUGCAACUGCUGCUGCUGCUGCUGCUGCUGCUGCAGCCAAUUGUGAUGAUCAUGCAGCCAGCGCAACUUCAAGAGAUGGAAACCAAGUGGCUGAAUCGAUCCCGGGUGCGACUCACAGAGUGGAGUCACAUGAAGGAGACGAAGGGGCUAAGGUGCCAGCAUGGCAGCAGGAAGCAGGGGCAAGGGGGGCCGCGACCCAGGCAGAGAGAAGGGAGGGGCAGGAAGGAAGUGAACGGAAGGUGGAGGAAGGCAGCAGACCAAAUGAGGGGGAAGGCAGCAGACCAAAUGAGGGGGAAGGCAGCAGGGGCGGGGGAGGGAAUUUGGUGACUGAACAAGUGAGCACUGUUCUUGAGGGGGCGCGGAACGAGUUGGGUGAGAGCGAACAAGGAAAGGGAAACAAAGCAAAGGAGGGGAGAGGAGGAGAGGAGGGGGAGGAGUGGCAUACGGUGGAGGAAGAGGAGAGUGAGGAGGAGGAGAGUGAGGAGGUGGCAUCGAAGGUGGGGAGGAACGCGUGGGUGGUGGUGAGGAGCAGUGGAGGGGGGCGGCAGCUGGUGGUGGUGAUGGAGCGAGGGUGCGACUCGCUGCUGGGGGCAGAAGAGAUUGUGGAUAGAUUGAAUGCACAGCACUUCGGGGGCAUUUUCCCGUCUCACUAAGGACACCGCAUUGUGCUAUAUUUGGAAUGCAUAAACGGUAACUCUGUCGAGCAUACUUCAACACGCUAUGCAUCCAGUACACUACGGCAUAUGUCUAUAGAAACUGUUCACUAAUCUCUCCAUAUGUGCAACUGUGCCAGAUGUUGGGCUGAAAAAAUCCCUAGGAUCUUUUGGCACAACCUGUCAAACAUGAUUUUCAAAGGGUGACGAAAAUUUUACCCUAAGAGACAGGGUAAUUUUUUUUAGGUACACUGAUUACUAAGGGUGCCCCUAAACCAAUUUUGAGCCCUGGUGCUACGGCGAUAACCUCGGAACCAGGGCUGAUUUUAUCAGACUA
Closterium sp. NIES-67 is the source of this 1371-nucleotide messenger RNA. Lineage: Eukaryota; Viridiplantae; Streptophyta; Zygnematophyceae; Desmidiales; Closteriaceae. The record is from the annotation of a GenBank genome assembly.